Molecule: messenger RNA, 390 nt
Organism: Entamoeba histolytica HM-1:IMSS
Lineage: Eukaryota; Evosea; Mastigamoebida; Endamoebidae
Exons: 1
Coding region: 1-390 (129 amino acids)
Source: RefSeq, a predicted model, not a curated record
AUGGCAUCAUUACCUGUGAUAAAUUCACAAUAUCCAAUGGUAAAUUAUCCAAUGACUGUAGUUGAUUAUAACCAAUACCCACUUGUAAAAUCUGAAUCUCAACUCAAUGACUACUUAUCACUUAAUCAAUCAAAAGUAAAUUACAUAGAAACAGAUUAUUCCCAAUUAACAUCAAUGCCUACACAAAUUACUCCUUUAAUUCAUCCUACUGAUACUUCUUUAACUAAACUACGAACUAACUUAAUACAAGAACUUCAAAACGCUUCUUCUCAAAUAUUAGGGGCAAUUGCACAAAAAUAUAAACCAGGUGAAGAUGAUGUUGUUAUUGAUAUAGAUACAUUAACAAUUGAUGAUAUUAAUAAUAUUCUUAUUCAAAUACAACAACAAUGA